Thlaspi arvense is the source of this 1279-nucleotide messenger RNA. Lineage: Eukaryota; Viridiplantae; Streptophyta; Magnoliopsida; Brassicales; Brassicaceae. The record is from the annotation of a GenBank genome assembly.
UCCAAUUAUAAAAUAUCGUUCCCUUUUAUUUGUCUAUUUUGCAAAACCCCCAAAUUCUCUAGCUCUCUCUCACGCCGCACCGUAGCGAACAAGUGAAUCCACGAGGAGAUCUCGGUAGAUACUAUGGCUACCAACGAACCCGAGCACGAGCACAGAGACGAUGAAGAGGCCGUAGCUAACGAGGAUGAGGACACCGGAGCUCAGGUCGCUCCUAUCGUUAGGCUUGAGGAGGUUGCCGUCACUACCGGCGAGGAAGACGAAGACGCCGUCCUCGAUCUGAAAUCGAAGCUAUAUCGGUUUGACAAGGAUGCGAAUCAGUGGAAGGAGAGAGGAGCUGGUACUGUGAAGCUCUUAAAGCAUAAGAAUACUGGGAAGAUUCGUCUCGUCAUGAGGCAAUCGAAAACUCUGAAGAUCUGUGCUAAUCACUUCGUUAAACCGGGCAUGAGUGUUCAGGAACACGUUGGAAAUGAAAAGUCUUGUGUAUGGCACGCUAGUGACUAUGCCGAUGGAGAACUGAAGGAUGAACUUUUCUGCAUCCGAUUUGCUUCAAUUGAGAAUUGCAAAGCAUUUAUGGAAAAGUUCAAUGAGGUUGGUGAAAGUGAAGAAAAGAAAGAAGAGAGCAAAGAUGCCUCUGACACCGCUGGUCUUCUUGAGAAGUUGACAGUGGAAGAGACAAAGACAGAGGAGAAACCUGUGGAGAAGGUGAAGACUGAAGUGGAAGCAGAGGAAAAGAAAAAGGGCGAGCCAGAGAAAGCUGAUGAGGAAAAGAAAACCGAAGAGGCUAGUCCCUCAGCUUAACAACAUUUACGUUGCCAAAUCCUGGCGAGGUAAUUUAGCCUCAAGAGGGUUUUGAUGCAUCCAUCUCGGGUCUACCAUUGUCUUGGCACUAUCUUAUCUAUGUACACAUGUGUUGUCGAGUCAUAUCAAGUGGUUAGGGGAUCGCUUGGGGUCGGGUUUUGCUGAGUCGUUUUGGGUCUAUAGUUUUGAGUCGUAAGCGUCGUCGAGUGAUACGAGAGAUUCGGGUGAAAAAAGGAUUUUUAAAGUUGGUUAUCUGGAAGAGUACAUUGGAUUCAUUGUUUUAAGUUUUCUUAUGGAUCCGUUUUGGGUGGUCAUAUUUUGAGGAUAGAAAGAUAUGGUAUUUUGUUCAUGAACAAGAGUCAGAAGUCUUCAUUUGUUUUCUAUUACAAAAUUGAAUUCAUGUGGUUUUUUUAAAUCUUUCAUUUGCAAUUCGAAAUUGUCUUAGCUCGACUUCAUGUUAAAUGCCAGCAAGUCGAUGCUA